CUCCUGCCCGAGCAGGGGGCUGGACUAGAAGACCUCCGAGGUCCCUUCCGGCUCUAUUCUGAUUCUAAUUCUGAAAUUUGGAGAGGUUCAACUCUUUUUAUAAUAUGGAUUUUGACAGCACGAAUCUUUUCGAAAUUCUCUUCGAUGGACAGCAGGAGGGUUUGGAUGCCGGACACAGCCUCGCUUUCGGAAACUCCGGCAUCCAUAUCCUCCUUCAAGACCACCCGUACGGCUGUCUUCCGAAUAAACCCGGGAACUGCCCAGCUGGCCAGCUCCAGCGUCUUCCUGAGGAUGAUCCAGAAGAACUUUUACAACUUCGGAUCAACCCCAACGAGGUCUACCGUCCCAGGAGCUCAACGGCGUCUCCGGAGAAGAGCGGCGACGUGUCCCCGAGUCUCGGCCGAGACCCCCUGCCUCACGACCCAUCGCCCACCAUCGUCCUGGAGGUCCUCUGCGAGCCGGGAACCUUGGAAGAACCCAACCCUCUUGGAAAUUGGAGCCCCCCUGGAACUCACGCACCCAUCUGCAUUGCGAGCCAAGCAUCGCUCGGUUGCUUGGAGGGGGCGGCCCAGGUUCCCGCGGAGCAGUGUGUCGAUGCACACCUCCAGCCCCCUGCCCUGUUCUUGACGGAGGAGGAGAGACACCUGCUAAGCCAGGAGGGCGUCUCGCUGCACGAGGUCGUACACCUUUCCCAGGUGGAAGAGAGGAUCCUCAAGAAAAUACGGAGGAAGAUUCGAAACAAGCACUCUGCCCAGGACAGCCGUCGACGCAAGAAGGAAUAUUUGGACCAUCUGGAGAGCCGGGUGGCUGCCUGCUCGGCGCAGAACCAAGAUCUCAAGAAGAAAGUCCAGCAGUUGGAGAAGCAUAAAGAGUCCCUUCUGGAGCAGCUACGGAAACUCCAGGGGCUCCUGACCCAGACAUCCAGCAAGACCACCCAGACCAGCACCUGCCUUGUGAUCCUCCUCGUCUCCUUCGGCCUUUUCAUCUGGCCCACCCGUGCCUCGUUUUACGGCGCGUCUCAGGUCGGCGGAGAGAACCCCGAACCGUCAGGAGUCCUUUCCCGAAAUAUCUUGACCCAAAACGCAUCCUCUGAGCCAGGGACACCAUCCGCCGCCCGUCACCCAGAAGAGCCCCACGCUGGAGCGGAAUUGCCCCCGCGGCUCCCCGCCACCCGCAUCGCCGAGGACGAGAAAAAGUUCCCCGUGGUGGGAGAGGCGGCCCAGGAGGCAGCAUCUGAACCCCAGACCCAACCGAAGAAUCGUCGGCGAGGGAAGGCCACGAGGCCUGACCUCGAUGAGAUAUGAGACAUCCCGGCAAAUAUUAACUGCAAAAGUUUUUGCGGACUGGGAAGCUUUACGUUCUGAAACAAACUGCCAAGGGUACUCCAGAGCAUGUGCAAAGGGCCUUUCCCCCCUUCCCCUUGUCAACAAGCAGCAACUAAUCCAAGGGACAGAUCCUUGCCGGCUGCCUCAAACCCAAAGCGAUUCCAAGCCAGAGUUUUCUUUAACAAGAUUUGUUGAGCCGGGGGAAAAAAAAAAGAUGACGACUUUGCAAGAAUUCCCCCUUCUCCAAAUCUUUUAUCCUUCUCCAAACCGUCUCAGACAUCGGACAUGGGGCUCAAGGGGUAGAGCUCAGCGGUUAAAACAUGCCGGACCAUAAUACCCAGCAGGGUCAGGGUAAAGGACGCUGGGACUUGUAGUCCCUGGCUUUAAUGUAAUUCACGGGUUUUCGAUUUUUCUUUCAUGAAUUCCGUUCCAUUCUUCGCUGGCUUUUGUCUUCUCGCCUGCCCCCCCCACCCCGAUUCUCUCUCCAGUCGUCGUCCCCCCACCCACCCCCCCGCCUCCAACCACCACCACCCUCCAGCAGAAAUCAAAUUAUCCUGCUUGGAAACGAAGGAGUUUAAUUAACAUAAGCCGAGCGACGCUGGAGGCUUCUUCCGUCUGCUUCAAACCUUUCUCGAGCCUGUGUAGGUUGUCUUUUUUUUUUUUUCCCUCCCCCAUGAAAACCCUCAUUAUGCAGAACUGCAAUUCGCAGGAGACUCUUCCAUCCGAUCUCCUGCCGGGAAAUUUCAUGCCAAGAAACUUUCCAUCCUCGGAAAAUUCAGUUUUAUAACCCGUUGCCUUCGGGACCGCUUGGUGGAUUCGUUCAACAAGAUUUUGAGAGACAGGCCUUGAAAAUUUCUGCCUCCUUCCUUCCUUCCUUCCUUCCUUCCUUCCUUCCUUCCUUCCUUGUGCCUUCCGCUUCAAAUGAUCUUUUUAGUGCGCUUCGGAGGACAAGAAGUCCUCGCCGUACGACCAUAAUAAACGGAGCCCCCAAAAUUUCCGCUGCUAAGCCAGACGUCCGUUAAGUGAAUUUUGCUUCCCUCGCCAACCUUGUUUCAGUCAGUCGCACGGUAGUUUAAGUUUAAUCCGGCUUCCCACGUCGCCGAGGGUCGCCAAAGGGAGAUCACACCUCGACCGUCGUAAAUAUGAAUCCGUUGCCAAGCGUCUGGGUUUUGGUCACGUGACCGCGGGCAGGCCGCAACGGUCGCAAGUGUGAAGCAAGGGUUUUUUCAUUGGCGCUGUAACUUCCAACAGUCCCUAAAUGAACUGGAGGAAAAAAAAAACCCAAAAGUGAGGAAUUAGAGCAAAACCAAAGUUGUGAGGAUGGGGAGGAAUUAAAAUUAAAAGUUCUUUUAAAUUUUUUUUAAUUGAUUUUAUUAUGACACAACACAAACAUACAUAACAUAAACACAUAAUCAUAUUUAAAUUUAGGCCAUAUGGAAUAAGUUUUUUAAAUAGUUUUUAUUGUAAUAUAUUCUAUUGUUUUACUUGGCUGUUCACCGCCCUGAGUCCUUCGGGAGAAGGGCGGUAUAAAAAUUAAAAUAUUAUUAUUAAAAUAUUAUUAUAAUCUGUGUUUUCUUUUUACAUGACGGUUCCGUCCCUUCCACUUAACACAUUCCCUUUUUCCCUUCUUCUUCACUAUCUUUGACUUUAUCGUCCCUUUUACAUCUAGUUUCAAAUAUUUACAAUAUUUUACACAUUCGUUCUCUUCUCCAUCCUUCAUUUCUGUUUAGUUUUCCUCUUCUCCAAUCACUCAUACCAUUUGGUUCAUAGUUGAUAAUAUUCUGGUGGGUUGUUUUUUUUUAAGGAAAGAAGGAACACCCCUGCUCCAGUCCACAUUUCGACGCUGCUGGUAUCCGUCUGAAUUUUUAUUUUUUAUUUCAAAAGAAAGAGGCACAGAAGGAAAGUUUCUAUAUCUCAAGCCUGCCCAGACGAGAAAUAUUAAAAUUUUAAGAUUGACAAGGAUGGCUGGUAGGGCUUCGAAUUCGAGAUCAAGUCUUCCUUAAGGCUGGCAAUGCUUCUCCCACUCCGAAGCUUUUAAAAAAAUUAAUUCCUGUUAAGAGGCAUCUUCUCUGUUCCCCCAGUCUUGUUGCAACCAACGUCUAGAAUUAUAAACACGGCGUAUUUUUCCUACUCUGCGUUAAGACAAAAUGCAUUCAACAGAUGCAGUUCUUGCCAACGGCAAAAAAAAAUCAAGCAGGCGCCGUUCAGGAGGCGGAAUCGUAAAUCAAGCCAGCUUCAAACGCCCCGCUUGCUUUCUGGAAUAAACUAAAACCAUAGUCCUCGACGUACAACUGCGACGGAGCCUCCACGUUUUCAGUGUCCCUAAGCGAGACAUUGAGGGGGUUUUUUUUGCCUCGUUUUACCUUUCUCACUACGGUUGUUCAGUGAAUCGCCGCGGCCGGUCAGCGAGUCAACACGGCCGUGAAGCGAAGCCAGAUUUUCUCCCGUUGACUUGGCCUGUCAGAAGAUGGCUGCAACCGUCGUAUAAACAGGAGCCGGUUUGCCUGCCGAGCAUCCGAAUUUUUGAUCGCGUGACUGCGGGGGGACGGACGCUACGACGGUCAGAAGGGCAAGAUCCCAGCUGAUCAAAUCGAAUCUUUUAUCAGAUUUGUCGACCAGCGUUAAUCUUAAAACGCGUCCUAACCGGCGUUCAAAUCAAGCCUCCUUAUCCAGGAGCAGUCUACCGCUCUCGAAACACCGCUCUUGC
Molecule: messenger RNA, 4032 nt
Organism: Ahaetulla prasina
Lineage: Eukaryota; Metazoa; Chordata; Lepidosauria; Squamata; Colubridae
Gene: CREB3L4
Product: cAMP responsive element binding protein 3 like 4
Exons: 9
Coding region: 105-1304 (399 amino acids)
Biological process (GO): regulation of transcription by RNA polymerase II
Cellular component (GO): nucleus
Molecular function (GO): RNA polymerase II cis-regulatory region sequence-specific DNA binding; DNA-binding transcription factor activity, RNA polymerase II-specific
Source: RefSeq, a predicted model, not a curated record